CUCUGAGCGGUUUGCCACACCAUGCCUCUGCCCCGACGCCGCUCCUCCUUCCUGGGACAGCAGUCCUCUGAGCGCCCGGGCGCCUCUGCCGGCGCCUGCGGGCGCAUCAGCUCAACCAGCACGGCCGCGCCUCGCGGUGUCUUCGUAGGCCCCGCCCCCGUGGCAGUGGGCGGGGCUUCCUGCCUGGGGACGCGCGUGUCGCGGCGUGCACUGGGCAUCAGCAGCGUGUUCCUGCAGGGGAUGCGGAGCAGCGCGGCGCCCGUGCUGCCCCAAGCCGGGCCGCGGAUGGCGGGGCAAGGGGGCGCGGCGGCGGCUGGGCUGAACGUGUGUCUGAUGGAGUACCGAGACAAAGUGCAAGCGCUGGAGAUGCUGAACCAGCAGCUGGAGGAGCAGAUCAGACUCUGUCUGGACCGCAAGGCGUCCAGUGCCGGCGCCUGGGGGGCGCUCCGCUCUGAGUGGGAGGACGUCUACAGACAGGUCAGUGAAGCGAUCCUGGACAACGCUCGGCUGAUGCUGCAGACGGAGAACGUUCAGGCCAACGCAGAGGACUUCAAGGAGAGGUUUGAGAACGAGCAGCCUUUCAGGAAGGCCGUGGAGGAGGAGAUCAGCUCGCUGUACAAAGUGAUGGAGGACGCCGACCUGACGAAGGCUGAGCUGGAGGAGCAGAUGGAGGACAUGAGAGCUGAGCUGAGAAACCUGGAGCUCAACCACGAGCAGGAUGUGCGCGCCCUCUACAGUCAGAUGGCGGGCGACGAGCCCGACUCGCCGAUAGAAACUAGUCUGGACCAGAUCCUGGAGUUCAUCCGGAACCAUUGGGAGAAAGUUACGGAGAGGAACCGAGCCGACACCGACAGCUACCUGGAGUGCAAGGAGUCUGAGUGUGUGAGCAGCAGCCUGAGUCCCGAGCAGCAGCAGCUGGAGCUCCUGAAGGCCGAGUGUAACGACGCAGGCUGUAAGAUCCAGAGUCUGCAGGCCGAGACCGAGUCCAUCCGAGCCCUGAAACGUGGUCUGGAGAACUCUCUGGGUGACGCCCGCCACUGGCACGCCAUUGAGCUGCAGAACCUGGGCUCGGUGGUGGCGAAGCUGGAGGCUGAGCUGUCCGACGUGCACGGCGAGAUUGAGCAGCAGCGCCGGGACUACGACACGUUGCUUAGCAACAAGCAGCGGCUAGAGCAGGAGAUCGCCAUGUAUCACGGCGUCCUGGACGGAGAGGAGAGCCGCUUCCAGCCGCCAGACACGCUGUGUCCAGGUGUGCACUCAGAGGCUGAGGGGGCAACAAGUGUGUCUGCCGACUCCAGCACCCCUGACCAGCUGAUCCAGGACCCCCAGCCAGCUGAGCCAGGACCCCCAUCCAGCUGAUCCAGGACCCCCAUCCAGCUGAUCCAGG
Molecule: messenger RNA, 1387 nt
Organism: Sander lucioperca (pikeperch)
Lineage: Eukaryota; Metazoa; Chordata; Actinopteri; Perciformes; Percidae
Gene: bfsp2
Product: beaded filament structural protein 2, phakinin
Exons: 7
Coding region: 22-1359 (445 amino acids)
Biological process (GO): intermediate filament organization
Cellular component (GO): intermediate filament
Molecular function (GO): structural molecule activity
Source: RefSeq, a predicted model, not a curated record